This is a messenger RNA of Pteropus alecto (black flying fox), 2313 nucleotides long. It is a transcript of the gene KCNG1, whose product is annotated as potassium voltage-gated channel modifier subfamily G member 1. Gene Ontology annotation, cellular component: voltage-gated potassium channel complex; membrane. Gene Ontology annotation, biological process: protein homooligomerization; regulation of delayed rectifier potassium channel activity; potassium ion transmembrane transport. NCBI's taxonomy places the organism in Eukaryota, Metazoa, Chordata, Mammalia, Chiroptera, Pteropodidae. Bases 127 to 1671 code for a protein of 514 amino acids. Gene Ontology annotation, molecular function: protein binding; delayed rectifier potassium channel activity. The record is from RefSeq and is a predicted model, not a curated record. The transcript has 3 exons.
CCCCUUUCCGCGUCCUCGCCCGGGACCCGCUGGCAGCCCGGGGGACGCCGGCAGCGGACCAGCCAACUCCGAGGCGGGGACGCCGCAACGGCAACUUGAGGCCCGAGAGGGAUGUGAAGGCCCAAAAUGACCCUCUUACCCGGAGACAAUUCUGAUUACGACUACAGCGCCCUGAGCUGCACCUCGGACGCCUCCUUCCACCGGGCCUUCCUCCCGCAGAGCCAAUCGCUCAAGGGCGUCUUCUACCGGCGGGCCCAGCGGCUGCGGCCGCAGGACGAGCCCCGCCCGGGUGGCCCGCCCGAGGACCGCCGGCGGCGCAUCAUCAUCAACGUGGGUGGCAUCAAGUACUCGCUGCCCUGGACCACGCUGGAGGAGUUCCCGCUGACACGGCUGGGCCAGCUCAAGGCCUGCACCAACUUCGACGACAUCCUCAACGUGUGCGACGACUACGACGUAACCUGCAACGAGUUCUUCUUCGACCGCAACCCGGGGGCCUUCGGCACCAUCCUGACCUUCCUGCGGGCGGGCAAGCUGCGGCUGCUGCGUGAGAUGUGUGCCCUGUCCUUCCAGGAGGAGCUGCUCUACUGGGGCAUCGCCGAGGACCAUCUGGACGGCUGCUGCAAGCGCCGCUACCUGCAGAAGAUGGAGGAGUUCGCGGAGAUGGUGGAGCGGGAGGACGAGGAUGACCCGCUGGACAGCGAGGACCACGACAGCGAGGGCCCCUCUGAGGCCGAGGGCCGCCUGGGCCGCUGCAUGCGGAGGCUGCGCGACAUGGUGGAGAGGCCACACUCGGGGCUGCCCGGCAAGGUGUUCGCCUGCCUCUCAGUGCUCUUCGUCACUGUCACCGCUGUCAACCUCUCCAUCAGCACUUUGCCCAGCCUGAGGGAGGAGGAGGAGCAGGGCCAGUGCUCCCAGAUGUGCCACAACGUCUUCAUCGUGGAGUCGGUGUGCGUGGGCUGGUUCUCCCUCGAGUUCGUCCUGCGGCUCAUCCAGGCGCCCAGCAAGUUCGCCUUCCUGCGGAGCCCACUGACCUUGAUCGACCUGGUGGCCAUCCUGCCCUACUACAUCACCCUGCUGGUGGACGGCGCUGCCUCGGGCCGCCGCAAGACGGGCACGGGCAACAGCUACCUGGACAAGGUGGGGCUGGUGCUGCGGGUCCUGCGGGCACUGCGCAUCCUGUAUGUCAUGCGUCUGGCCCGCCACUCCCUGGGGCUGCAGACGCUGGGGCUGACGGCCCGCCGCUGCACCCGCGAGUUCGGGCUCCUGCUGCUCUUCCUCUGCGUGGCCAUUGCCCUCUUCGCCCCCCUCCUCUAUGUCAUCGAGAACGAGAUGGCCGAUAGCCCCGAGUUCACCAGCAUCCCCGCCUGCUACUGGUGGGCCGUCAUCACCAUGACGACUGUGGGCUAUGGAGACAUGGUACCCAGGAGCACGCCCGGCCAGGUGGUGGCGCUCAGCAGCAUCCUCAGCGGCAUACUCCUCAUGGCCUUCCCCGUGACCUCCAUCUUCCACACCUUCUCCCGCUCCUACCUGGAGCUCAAGCAGGAGCAGGAGAGGGUAAUGUUCCGUAGGGCCCAGUUCCUCAUCAAAACCAAGUCGCAGCUGAGUGGCAUGUCCCAGGACAGUGACAUCUUGUUUGGAAGUGCCUCCUCAGACACCAGAGACAAGAACUGAGCCAAGGACAUACCCCACCACCACCACCACAGCUGCUGCCGCCGCCAGGACACCCCCAGCCCUGUCUGCCCUCUGCGGCUUGAAGCUAUUGCCAUCACUGCAAAGCCUCCAAAGGCACGCACUGCUGAGUGCGGCCCCAGCAUAGGACUGGCUAGAACCACACCCCAGGCAGGACAUCCGCAACAUCCGCAGAGGGGUCCCUGUCCCUCCUAGGCCAGAAGUGAAGCAGAGCUGGUCAUGAGCCCAGCACACAGCCCUGACCGCACCCCCUCCAUCCACCCCAGCCCCCAAGCCUAUUUCCCUCAAUAAGGAGAUGGCUUAUUUUUCCCACCAUGUAAAUAACAUGCCAGCAAAGACCCGCCUUAUGGGUCCGCCUAGAGAAAAAGAAAUACAAACAGCCACAGCAACAUCUUUAAUGUGGAUCACAUGCAAUUAAAGAAAACCGAUGAAAAGGAGAGAAAAAGCCUUCCAUGGGGCUCGCUUAAGAAACUGUUUUCCAGCAGAGCCACCCAGCACAGGUGCCAGAAGGAAAAGAGCCUGUUUGCUUGGUUCCCUCAGGCCUCCUGGAGCCCAGUGGGGUUGAAAGGAAAGGGAGAAAUUGGGGAAAUUGCCAGUAAAUACUGCAUUCUCUCUCCCCCUCCC